UCCACCUCAACUGGCAGUUAAAACUAUUUUAAAAAAUAGUAAAAAUUCUGGUUGUGAUAACUACAUCAUUCUUAUUGCUAAUGGACUUCAAGUGAUUGAUUUUUUACAAUACGCAGAAAGAGAAAGAUUGUUAAAUACACGGGGCUCUUUCCUUCUCAUGCACGAUUCAAGACUUUUUUAUCCUGACAUGAAAUACUUAUGGAAUAGAGUAAUAAAUGUUAUUUUCAUUAGACGAUUUAGCACACUCAGAUCACAAUCGGGAAAGAAGAUAAACUACGAAUGGUUUAAUCUUGAAACCGUUCAAUAUCCUACUCGUAGUAAAUAUUUUGUUAGAACUUAUUAUGUCGACACAUGGUACAACGGACGAUUCCGUUAUAGUAAAAACCAUUUUGUGGAUAAAACAACAGAUAUGUCGAGAAGCACGUUAAAAGUGGCUAUUUUCGAGCAUAUUCCAGCUAUUACAAUGAAUUCUAGAAUCUUAUAUAAAAACUAUUUGAACAAUAGUAUGAAGGCUUUGGGGAUAGAAUUCGAGAUGAUAAGAAUUAUUGCUGAAAAAAUAAGUUUUAAACCGAUAUUUUAUCGUCCUAAAAAUGUGGAAAUUACGAAGUGGGGGACGUUACAAAACAAUGGAAGUUACAAUGGACUUCUUGGUGAAGCGGUUCAAGCAAAAGCGGCAUUUCUUCUUGGAGAUCUUCAUUACACUCUUCUUCAUCAUAAGCUUAUUGAUCUUUCUUUUCCAUACAAUACUGAGUGCCUUACUUUCCUUACUCCAGAGUCAUUUUCCGAUAACUCUUGGAAGCUUUUGAUUAAUCCAUUUACGUAUGUAUUAUGAAAAAUAUAAAAACAAACAAGUCGGUAGUUAUUCUUUUAUCUUUUUACCGUCUACAAGCUCUUAAAAUUUGAUUGUGAUAAAAAAAAUUAGGGGGAACUUAUUUUUAGUAGUUUUGAAUUGGAUUGAAUGAGAUGUACCCAUCGGAAUUGUUUAUUGAUAA
Messenger RNA from Microplitis mediator, 992 nucleotides. RefSeq lists its product as uncharacterized. NCBI's taxonomy places the organism in Eukaryota, Metazoa, Arthropoda, Insecta, Hymenoptera, Braconidae. The coding region runs from base 158 to 832 and encodes 224 amino acids. Gene Ontology annotation, cellular component: membrane. The transcript is spliced from 3 exons. Gene Ontology annotation, molecular function: glutamate-gated receptor activity. The record is from RefSeq and is a predicted model, not a curated record.